Racocetra fulgida is the source of this 585-nucleotide messenger RNA. NCBI's taxonomy places the organism in Eukaryota, Fungi, Glomeromycota, Glomeromycetes, Diversisporales, Gigasporaceae. The record is from the annotation of a GenBank genome assembly.
AUGAUAUCCGGUACAAAAUAUUUAGAACAUGUAGGUGUAAUGCGCGUAGAAAAUAAAACGACGGGAGAAGCCUGUGAGAUCAAAUUUAAUCAAAGCGGAAUGUGGAGUAGUGCACCAAAGAGCGAAAUAGUCGGAUUAUUGUUUUCAGAAAAAGGCGAAAAUGUUGGGAAAAUUGGUGGCAAAUGGAAUGAGAUGAUAUUUCAUGAAAAAGGAGGACCAAAUCAGUUAGAAGUAAUUUGGAAAGUAAAUCCAUCAUUACCAAAUCAUGAACAAUACUAUGGAUUUACACAAUUUUGUGUAGAAUUAAAUGAAUUAACACCAGACAUUGAAGAAUACUUACCAAAUACUGAUACUAGACUUAGACCAGAUCAAAGACUAUUUGAGAAUGGACAGAUACAAGAAGCUGAAGCCGAAAAGCUUCGUCUUGAACAAAAACAAAGGGAAUAUAGAAAAUUGCUUGAAGAUAGAGGUGAGGCAUGGGUUCCGCAAUGGUUUAAAUUAGAAGGCGAGGAAUGGGUUUAUAAUGGCGGGUAUUGGGAGGCAAGAGAGAGUAAAACUUUCGAAAGCAAACUUCAAUUAUGGUAA